Messenger RNA from Colletes gigas, 735 nucleotides. RefSeq names its product parkin coregulated gene protein homolog. NCBI's taxonomy places the organism in Eukaryota, Metazoa, Arthropoda, Insecta, Hymenoptera, Colletidae. The coding region runs from base 1 to 735 and encodes 244 amino acids. Gene Ontology annotation, molecular function: Hsp90 protein binding; Hsp70 protein binding. The transcript has 4 exons. The record is from RefSeq and is a predicted model, not a curated record.
AUGGUAAAUGAAACAGAAUUUUGGAGUGAAAUUCGAAAAGGUAUACCACAGUAUAGAAAAAGAAAACCAAGGGUUGUUCCAGCUUUUACAAUUCAAGCUUUGCAGGAAAAUACUAUAGUUGCAAAACCUCCUCGGUACGAACUGUACAAACAUCAACCACCUAAACCAUCAACUUUUCGAAAAUUCUAUGAACAGGGCGUAUUUCCGAUAUCAUUGGAAAAUGAUAUUUAUGGCACGAAACUCAGUUGGAAAGUUGAGAUCGAAGACUUAGAUUUUCAUCAUUAUUUACCAUUGUUUUUUGAUGGAUUGACAGAAACGGAGCAACCUUAUAAAUUUCUAGUAGAACAAGGAAUAUCCGAUAUGUUAGAACAUGGUGGUCCAAAAAUUUUACCCGUUGUACCACAAUUAAUAAUUCCUAUUAAAAAGGCUCUAAAUACAAAAAUGUCGGAAAUCAUUUGUGCUACAUUGAAAGCCGUCCAAAAACUCGUACGUUCAGCGGAUUGUGUUGGGGAAGCUUUAGUGCCAUAUUUUAGACAAAUUUUACCAGUUCUUAAUUUAUUGAAAGAUAAAAACGUCAAUCUUGGAGAAGGAAUCGACUACUCGCAACAAAGAGGAGAGAACGCUGCAGAUAUAAUACAAGAGACCCUUGAAAUGCUUGAAAUUUAUGGCGGUGAAGAUGCUUUUAUAAAUAUCAAGUAUAUGAUUCCCACGUAUGAAUCUUGCAUGAUGAAUUAA